GCCAGCGACAAGGACAGUCUCAAGGAGGCUUCGCAAGAGAGCGAGACAGAUGGCGAGGCUUCAAAGGCUCGCGCCAUUGCGGCCUUUGUGACCUCUGCAGCUUUCCACUCUGUCAUGAGCUUGUGCGUGAAACUUGCCAGUGGGACAUUCCCCACCGCGCAGAUUCUUUGGGCACGCUACACGGUGCAGAUGUUGGUCACUUCAUUGAUGCUCUGGAAAAAACGCCCCAACCUGAACCUGCCGAGAGGUCUCAAGAUCCUUCUGUUAUUGCGCGGUUUGCUGGGCAUGUCGUCACAAGGCUGCCACAUGCUGUCACUCAAAAUGCUGCCCUUACCUGAUGCGGUGUCCUUACACACAGUAUACCCAGUUUUCACUGCUUUGCUGGCACCUUUCACCUUGGGGGAGCCACUUUCAGCUGCGGCUGUUUGUGCUGCACUGUGCGCAACAGUGGGCUGCAGCUUCAUUGCCCAGGGCCGCUUGAGUCGGGCGCCGCCCAAAGGGCAGCAGGUGCGACUGGGCAUGGGCAUUGCUUUGCUUGGCGCGUUGAAUGCCAGCUUAACAUAUUUGCUGGUUCGCAAGUUGAUGCGAAAAUCGGAGAGGGCCAUUGAUCCUGAGGUAGUCGUUUGGAGCUACUCUCUGACCGCUCUUUGCGUCCUGAUCCUGGCACUGCCACUGACAGCGUCCUCCUUUGUUUGGGAUGCUUCAGCAUCUGCUUGGCUGGCCUUGAUCUCGGUGGGUGCCACCAGCGUCAUCGAGCAGCUGCUGGUGACCCUGGGCUUCCGAGGGCUGUCAGCAACAGCGGGAACAUUGAUGCUGACGCUCGAAGCUGCUUUUGCCUUCGUGUUCAGUGCCUUGAUAUUGAAGGAGACGCCGCGGCUUCAGACAUUGCUGGGAGCUGCCUUGGUUGCUGCAGCUGUUACAGUGAGUACGUUGCGGAAGCCUGGCUGUCAUCCCAGGUACGCUGCAGUGAAGAGUGACGUGGAGAAAUCACCAGCUAUCCAAAGUGAGAGCUUAGAACUGGAGAAUUGUGAUGAAAGGAACACUGGCCCGCCCUGCGUGAAAAAUGGUGACCACUGA
This is a messenger RNA of Cladocopium goreaui, 1077 nucleotides long. Lineage: Eukaryota; Dinophyceae; Suessiales; Symbiodiniaceae. The record is from the annotation of a GenBank genome assembly.